AUGAAUAUGAACAACAUCAUAUCCGCUGAUCAGAUCAUCGUCGAAGUUCAUCAUUCUGAUACAAAUGAGCCUGGGCUGAGCGAGAAAACAAUCAACGAAGAAGAAGAGAAUGCCUCAGAUACUCAGCCUCCAAAACGAGAUAUACUGUUUGUGAUAUCCUUGGUUAUAAUUGCUUUAGUGGUCAUCUCUAGCAUCAUGGUCUCAAUAGUGUUUUUGAAAACGACCAAAACCCAUCCAUCCACAACGGGGAUCAGAAAAACGCAGUCUCCAAAUCGAAUACUAUUGAUUGCUGCUAAUGGGAGCGUCAAUAGUGUAUACGAUACAUAUGUGGGCGGUAACAGCAACGCGGCAACACCUGGCAGGGCUAGUGGCCAAUAUAUAGCAACGGAAUCUCCAGAACAAGUAUGUGACGAUACUCUAUCUACUAAAUAUCUUAGCUUUGGGGCAUGUGAAGAAGGAGCUAAAUAUGACAAUGACCAUGGCUGUGGACUGCAUACGGGUUUCUAUUUCGAAUUAGCUAGUGGUCCAACAUUAGUCAAUGGACUGACGAUCUGUACAGCAAAUGAUUAUAGUGAACGCGAUCCGACCGUUGUCUCGUUAGAAGGAAGUAAUUUGACAGGAGGAAAUCUUACUCUUGGUAAGAGUUGGACUCUCCUCUACAAUGGUUCUAGCGGGAUCGUCGUAGAUCCAGGUCGAGAACAGUGCGGAUCAAUAAUAGUUUUCAGCAACACAAAAGAAUACAAAAGUUACCGUUUUCUGGUUUCCGGCAAACGACAUCGAUCGGACUGUGUUCAGUAUUCUGAAUUAUAUCUUUACAUCUAUUGA
Adineta ricciae is the source of this 825-nucleotide messenger RNA. Lineage: Eukaryota; Metazoa; Rotifera; Eurotatoria; Adinetida; Adinetidae. The record is from the annotation of a GenBank genome assembly.